AUGACCAGAGCACAGAUUUUGUUCCUUGCUUUUGUGUUGGUGUACGAAAGUGUACAUCCAAAGCCAUGUGAGCGAAAUGAAAAACCGCCCGAUGGGUGUACAUGUUCAAAAUAUGAAGGUAAACAGUAUUACGUGACAAUUAAGUGCGUGAAUAAAGGAGAAAGUCCACGAAGUGAUACUAUUCCCUCGAUGCCAAACAAUACUUACCAGUUAAUCAUUCAAGGAUUUCGAUUCAUAAAUGUAACUAAGAAAACGUUCGGUAAUUUGAGGAGACUUUCUUCCCUGCAUGUAUUAAAUUUACUGGAUAAUAACAUCAUCACCAUUUCCCAUGAUGCUUUAUCCGAAUUGAAACAUUUAAAGGAAUUGGAGAUCAGCUGGGAAAUCCAAGUGAAUAGGAGAGAAAUAUCAGAGAUGCUUUCUUACAUCACUCGCAACAUUACGUUUAUCAAAUUCUCCCAUAAUGCCUGGGACCAACCGCCUGAUUUUGCUGGACUGUGGAAUGCAACACUUCGAAAUUUAACCCUGUCCUAUAAUCAUUUCACUGCAUUGGAAGGUUCUAACUAUUCCAGUUUAAAUCAACUUCGCAAAUUAGACGUAUCAUACAAUGGAAUUACGGAAAAUGGGAAUAAUUUUACUGGACUUGAAAAUAUCAACGAAUUGGUUUUGGAUGGAAACUGGUUUAAAGAAUUUCCAAAGUUUUGUGACUAUAAAUUUUCUAAUUUGUCAACAAUCUCGUUUAAGAAUAAUAAAUUAACUGAAUUUAGAUCAACAUAUUUUCAAUGUUUAACAAAUUUGCAAGCCUUGAAUUUAAAUGGGCAUGCAAUAAGAAAGUUGUAUAACAAUACAUUUACCAAUCUGACGUCAUUGCGUCAACUUUACAUUAAGCGGUUGGCUGGACAACUUUCCCACAUUGAACCAGAAGCGUUUAAAAGCAACUCCCUUCAAGAACUCAGGUUUUCUUACAAUGGAUUUUUCUUUUCCGAUUUCCCCAAAGAAACCCUCGUUAUGUUCAAAUACUGCCCAAAAUUGACCUUACUAGAUAUUUCAGCAAACCAUCUUAAAUUAAAGGAAAACGAACUCACAAAGAUGAUAAAAAACUUGAAAAAUGUUACAACACUUAUUAUUAGAAAUACAGGAUUACACUACCUUCCGAGAAAUUUGACACGUCAUCUGCCGAUGUUAAGGAAACUCGACGCUUCGGACAACUAUUUAAACGGAUCAUGGGACGGGAAUUCUGUAUUUGGAAACGUCCCAUCUUUGCAAUAUCUGGAUUUGUCGAAAAACUACAUUGAAAGAAUCACUGAACAUAAUUUUCCACUAACUCUAUUGAAUGGAUUAGAUGAGGGCGGGUUGGAUCUUAGCUAUAAUAAACUCUCUUGCAAUUGCGAUGACGCGCUAUGGUUUUACAAUUGGAUGCAUGCCAAUGAGAAAAAGUUAUCACAUGUUGAAAAUACAACAUGUCGACUCAAUGUUCCUCUUGAUGCGAGCACGAGAAAUUUGUUCUAUCUCACCGAAAAAGAACUGUGUCCAAUGAAUCCUGCUGUGUUCAUUGCUAUCGUAAGUUCAGGCACCGCCUUAUUGGUGAUUUUUAUCACGUUUGCAGCUUUAUACAAGCUUAGAUGGCAUAUACGUCACUGGCUUUACGUCAUAAAAUAUAAAAACAAAGGGUACGAAAUCAUACCGGACGACCCCGAUUUUAAAUAUGACGUAUUUUUAGUUUAUGCCGAUGAGGAUACUAAGUUUAUUUUUAAAAUCGUUGUGCCAUAUUUGGAAGGAAAAGGCUACAGUUUGUGUGUGAGAUGUCGGGACUUUGAGAUAGGAAAGUUGUAUUGUGACAACAUAGUUGACAACAUGAAUCUCAGCAGACGUAUUUUAUUGAUUCUGUCUAACAAUUUUGCCAAAAGCAAAUGGUGUGAAUUUCAGGUGAAUUUUGCAUAUAAUAGGUGUAUGGAUGAAAAAAUAAACAACAUAAUUGUGGCGGUUUGGGAAGAAAUAAGCUACAAGUAUUUAUCAAACACCCUCAAAGUCUUGCUGACAUCAUACGACUAUGCUCUUUGGUCGAAGUCCGAUGCGACUGGACGAAGUUUGUUUUGGGGGAAAAUUUUGCGGAAAUUGCAAUUUCAAUCUGACGACACCGAGUGCGCUAAUGGUCUGCUCGGCGUUCUCCAAUAGGAACAUUGGAUACAACUUAAAUAAGUCCUUCCUGUCAAACAUCACAUGUCAGUGCAAUUACUACGAACAGCUGUACAUGCUUAACUAAUAUGUAAUUGAUCUUGACUUUGCUAAUUAAA
Magallana angulata is the source of this 2291-nucleotide messenger RNA. Its product is annotated as toll-like receptor 13. Gene Ontology annotation, molecular function: transmembrane signaling receptor activity; protein binding. The transcript has a single exon. The record is from RefSeq and is a predicted model, not a curated record. Lineage: Eukaryota; Metazoa; Mollusca; Bivalvia; Ostreida; Ostreidae. Gene Ontology annotation, cellular component: membrane. Gene Ontology annotation, biological process: toll-like receptor signaling pathway; immune response. The coding region runs from base 1 to 2172 and encodes 723 amino acids.